Sphaeroforma arctica JP610 is the source of this 177-nucleotide messenger RNA. RefSeq lists its product as hypothetical. The record is from RefSeq and is a predicted model, not a curated record. The annotation marks the transcript as partial. NCBI's taxonomy places the organism in Eukaryota, Ichthyosporea, Ichthyophonida. The transcript has a single exon.
GUCGCCAUGUGCGGCGCAUCAAACACCACCAUCGAGGACAUCGGCAAGUGUCCCUGGGUCAAAGCCAAUAUGGACAUAGCUGAUGUACCUACCUUCCUCGGGGGUGGUUGCGUAUGCCCUGCCGGCUGUGUGGAGGGUGUGGAUAACAAUAGAACGACCCACAUGGGCGACGACUAG